AUGCGGGGUGCUCCAAUUAUUCUGCUCUACGCCGCAACCUUGGCAUCCGGCAUGGUCAUUACUCCCAGACAUGCUGGUGAGGCUCACAUUGCUGUCCGCGGCAGUGGUGACGACCAUGACGGCGGUGGUCCUUCGUGGGGCGGCGACCAUGGAGAUCACGGUGAUGGUGGUCACGGCGGCGGUGGUCCCCCUGAAGAGACCACUCCCUGCGAGACUGAGACUCCUCCAGUUGAAACUCCUCCGCCUGUUGAGACCCCCCCGCCUGUUGAUACCUCAACCCCAUGCGAGACCGACACGCCCACUAUUCCCCCGGUUGUAACACCUACCUCAACCCCGUGCGAGACGGACACCCCUACUGUUCCCCCAGUUGUGACGCCUACCACUCCGCCGGUUGAGACCUCCACUCCGUGCGAGACCGACACACCUACUGUUCCCCCGGUUGUGACGCCUACCACUCCCCCGGUUGUAACACCUACCUCAACCCCGUGCGAGACGGACACACCUACUGUUCCCCCGGUUGUGACGCCUACCACUCCCCCGGUUGUGACACCUACCUCAACCCCGUGCGAGACGGACACCCCUACUGUUCCCCCAGUUGUAACACCUACCUCGUCCCCAUGUGAAACUGAUACUCCGACCCCGCCCGUUGAGAGCUCAACCCCGUGCGAGACGGACACCCCUACUGUUCCCCCAGUUGUGACACCUACCUCAACCCCGUGUGAGACUGACACCACAACCUUGCCUCCAACUCUACCUCCCUAUACGACGCCGACCUCAACUCCCUAUGUAACUGAUACUCCCACUUCUCCUCCGCCGAGCUCAACCCCCUGUGAGACGGACACUCCUACUGCCCCCCCUGUCAGUAGUACGACUGGUGAGACCGAAACUCCCACCACACCUCCCGCUUCUACCACUCCCUGCGAGACCGAGACCCCCACAGGCACUCCUCCUCCGGUUAUCGUGACAACCACCUACACUACUACUACCUGCCCAAUCACCUGGAGUACCGUCACAAGCGGCUCGUCAACUUACACCCACCCCGUGACCCAAACCAGCACAAUCACCGUGACGUCUGUUUCCACCUGCACUGAGGCUUGCACUCAGCCCACAGCCCCUCCCACCGAGCACACGAUUCCCCCUGUUAUUUCCACAACUUCUGUCGUGGUGCCUCCUCCGGCUACUGAACCCAGUGUUCCAGCCACCGAGCUUACUGUCCCUGGUACUGAGACCACUGCUCCGGCCACCGAGCCCAGCAUUCCCGCUACUGAGACCAGUGUUCCAGCUACUGAGCCUACUUCCCCUGGUACUGAGACCACUGCUCCGGCUACCGAGCCCAGCGCUCCAGCCACCGAGCCCAGCAUUCCCGCUACUGAAACCAGUGUUCCAGCUACUGAGCCUACUGCACCAGCACAGUCGAGCCCCGUCACUUCUUCCACCUCCGCCCCCCCUGCUUCCUCUUCUCCUGCUUUCAACAGUGCUCCAGCUCUCCAAAAAUCUGCGGCGGCCUUCAUACCUGGCCUGGCUCUUCUGUUUGCUUUGCUCUAA
Messenger RNA from Penicillium expansum, 1545 nucleotides. RefSeq lists its product as uncharacterized. The transcript has 2 exons. Bases 1 to 1545 code for a protein of 514 amino acids. Lineage: Eukaryota; Fungi; Ascomycota; Eurotiomycetes; Eurotiales; Aspergillaceae. The record is from RefSeq and is a predicted model, not a curated record.